Molecule: messenger RNA, 765 nt
Organism: Parascedosporium putredinis
Lineage: Eukaryota; Fungi; Ascomycota; Sordariomycetes; Microascales; Microascaceae
Source: the annotation of a GenBank genome assembly
AUGUCUUCCUUCCCCCGCCAGCCACCCCAGCGCUGCUUGCUGCAGCAUUCCCCCGUAGUUGCCACAGGUUACGAGGAGAAGGGAACCUAUGAGGAGCUCGGCGGAUAUAAGACUUAUACCACCGGUCCCGACUCCGCAGAGAAGGGAAUUGUGGUCAUCUACGACAUCUUUGGCUAUUUCCCCCAGACCAUUCAGGGUGCCGAUAUCCUUGCCACUUCUGACAAGCAAAAGUACCGCGUCUUUAUCCCAGACUGGUUCAAGGGCACCCCUGCCGAUAUCUCCUGGUAUCCUCCCCAGACUGACGAGCAAAAGGAAAAGCUCGGCGCCUGGUUCGGAAAGAACGGCUUCAACGAGGCCGCCCCCAAGGUCCCUGGCUACGUAGAGGCCUUGAAGCAAAAGUAUCCCAACAUCAAGAGCUGGGGCAUCCUUGGCUUUUGCUGGGGUGGCAAGGUCACCACUCUCGUCACUUCCUCCGGAAGCCAUCCCUUCCAGGCCGCUGCUACAGCCCACCCUGCCUUCCUCGACCCUGCCGAUGCCCCCAAGAUCGACGUGCCCAUCUGCGUGCUCGCUUCCCAGGAUGAGAGUGCCGACGACGUGACCAAGUUCGACGAGGGCCUCAAGGUCGACAAGCAUAUCGAGACUUUUGGUGACCAGAUCCACGGUUGGAUGGCUGCCCGUUCCAACCUCAAGGAUGAGAGGGUUGCCGAGGAAUACAAGAGGGGUUACGAGACCGUGCUCAAGUUUUUGGCAAGCACCUUUGACUAG